This is a messenger RNA of Cladocopium goreaui, 3474 nucleotides long. The record is from the annotation of a GenBank genome assembly. Lineage: Eukaryota; Dinophyceae; Suessiales; Symbiodiniaceae.
AUGCGUGGGUGCCGUGCUCCAGAGUGCACAGCUGGUGACCCUUUGAAAAAGUUGAAACUUCGGGUGCACCGUUCUCAACAAGCAUUUCUCGAAUUCAGCGUUGAGCUCUGGACUUCUCCUCUGGCCAAGGACAGUGAUCUCCAAGAUGGCGUUUUGGCAGCAGUUUCCAUGGAAACCAUGACAAAGUGGAGGCGGCUGUGGGAGCAAAAGCCUGCCUUGAACUUUGGAAGCUUCAGGGCGAUGAAUGCAAGCACCGUCGGAGCUGCCGAUUUCUGGCGGGUCACCACGAGCAGAGAGUGCGGGACCAAUGAGAUGUCACAGAGGAGUCGCUUUCCACUGAAGCUCCGACUGUGGAGCUUCAGCGUGGCGGUGGCCAUUGCAGUGUUGAGAGCUUUGUGGAGGAAAAAACUGAGAAGAUACGUGGCGUUCCUCCGCAUCUCCAGCCCCCUACGCGGCGCGGACGUGAAGUACGCCCAGCUGCUGCCGCAACAGACGUGGUACAAGACGAGGAGUGGCAGAUGGUACCGUUGGCCCAGCCUUUUGCAAAGUCUCAGCUGCUCUUGGAAUGCCGCCUGUCCCUGCUGCAAGCGCCCAUUACGUCUGGAACUCUCGGAGAAAGUGCCGCCGAAGGCCACGGUCGCACCGGAGGCCAAAGGAAAAUAUGCCUACUUGAUUUGCCUUUGGGGCAGCUCCAUGGAGUACAUCCUGGGUGCUAUGGUGCUGGGCGCGUCCAUUCGGAAGACCGGAUCCAAACACGACAGGCUCUGCCUCUUUACGGAAGAUGUGCCCAGAGAACACAUCGAGCGUCUCUCUGGGCUCUGGAAGUGCCGACGCAUCAGCCAUGUUCAGGUGCCCAUGGAAGAGCUCAGCUUUCCCGAUCGAGAAGAGCGCUUCGCCCAUGUCUUCACGAAGCUUCGAGGUUUGGGGCUCACGGAGUAUGAAAAGGUCCUGAUGAUGGACAUUGACCUUUUGGUCAGGCAGAACAUCGACGACCUCUUCAACCUCCCGGCCCCUGCCGCCUUGCGGCGUGGGAUGAACGACUGGGGUCAGAGCCGCCACGGCCGACCGAUCGAUGGCACUAGCAUCCUGUUGGGCGAGGACAAGAGUCAGCCCCGAUGGUCGUGGGGGCAGGGCACCGGAAUCAACGCCGGGGUGAUGUUGUGGCAGCCGAAUCAAGAGAUGCUGGAUGAGAUGCUGGCUGAACUCGAUGAACCGAAUCAUCCAGAGCACGUGAGGGGCAACGGGCCAGAGCAGGAUUACCUGAGCCGCACCUGGGCCGAUGCGCCGUGGACCCACAUCGGGGCCCAAUACAACUUCCAGCUGCAUCAGAUGUUCUUCGCGUUGCACCCAGACCGUGCGCAGUACGCAGAACGUGCCAAUUUGCUGGAACACCCGGAGAGGAUCAAAAUCGUGCACUACAGCGGCAAACCCACGGCAAAGCCCUGGCACCGAGUGCUGGAUCCGCGCUGGAAGGACUUUUGGCCCAGCCGCAGUAGAGAUGAAGAGUACGUGAAGCUCUUCGCAGAAGAGUUCAUGGGAUAUUGGCUCUGGAUCCUCCGCGAUGCCGAGAAAUUUCAGCUGCAGGCGGAGGGGCCCAAUGCUUCCUGGGACAUGGCACGACUUGAGCUCGGGGAGGAUGGCGAGUACUACCGAAAAGACUGGCGCGACCCGACGGUGCGGCAGCAUUUGCCCAUCCCGGCGCGCCGCGCGCAGGGCGCCAUGCAACUUCUGACUUCAGUGCUGCAGGAGUGGUUUGAUAUUUACGAGUCCUUGGAAGCAGAGCUCCCUAGUUUGAGGUACGGAGCCUUUGCCUCGCGUUUACGGCCCGGACCCGUGCGCACGCUGCGGCCUCGGCUGGAGCGCCCCGCAGCCUUGAAACGUACCUGCUGGAAGCGACAGUCACGACAGGCCUGGUGGAUGGAAGUUGAGAAACUGCCUAAGUCAAGUCAGCCCAAAGGUCCGGCAGAUGCCAAGCCUUCCAAGCUGCAAAAGGUCACGGCCUCCUGCGGCAUUUCGCCCGAGGGCGUGGCCUCCGUCUCGCUGCGCGAUUCAGAUAGCACCUUUGACGAAGAAGGUCUGGACGUGGAGGGGCUGUACAUCAAGCAUUACGGUCAGGUAGCCGCCCGACACUUCCAGAUCCACGACUUGUCACCGGAGGGCUUGGAGCCUCUGCAGCUGUGGGCCAGCACCAUACCAGAUGGAGCCAUUCUACUGAUGGCGAUGGUGGGCAUUGCUGGCGACGUCACGCCACUUCUCCACACCUUGGCGCAGUUGGGCGUGCCGCAGGAGGCACCACCGGAGCACUGCAAGGUGCUGGCGUGCGUGUCUAUGGCGGGCGAAGCCACGGAGAGAAAGGCGAUGGCCAACCACGCCUCGCCGGACGUGGCCUAUGCGUCAUUGCUCUUGGACCCGCAGCUGGAGGAAUUCCUCGAGGAGGACCUUUUUUUGAGGGAUGUCCGCGCUGAGACCUGGCAUUUCAUGAUCUGGGGUCGCCUGGGUCGCCGCCACAGUGUGGAAGCACGGAUUGAUCUUGUUCAGGGGGUGCUCCUUGUGAAUCUUCACUUUUGGCUGCUGAUUCCCACUGUCCUCCACCACCAUUCUGGCGAGUCAAUCGUGUCCGGGGCAGAGGAGCCCGCCAACCCACGGAGCCUCAUUGACAGCGCCGCCGUCGGCGCCGCUUUUAGCGACGUCGCGGUCGUAAGCGCCGAGACGGCGACGGUGACGACCGUGCCGGCAUCGACUUCGGAGACGGAGGGCAGCAACGCCACGGCCGUCGAGGCCGCUCCGGCCGUGCUGCCGCCGGCGCCGCCCAAGUUGCCGCCAUUGCAGAGGCGCUGCGCAGAUCCACGCGACAAGACUUGUAAUUUUCCACGGCGACGUUGCAAGUUGUCCCACGUGGACAUCCUCGGUAGCGAGGGCACCAAAUGUCCCCAAGACGCCUGGGUGAACGCCAUGGUCCGUGCGGAUCCCGAUCCUGACAAGGUGAUCAUGAAUGUAGGCUGCAACAAGGGCCACGACUCCAUCGCCUGGCUCCAGCGCUUUGAUCAACGUCGCUUUUGGAACCUCAGGAAAUGGACCAGCCUGAUGGCAGCCCACAAGGCCGUCUGCGCUCUGGAUACGCAGAUCCGAAAGCCACCCCCGUUCAACUCCUCCAAAGCGCCAGUGGCCCUGUGUGUCGAAGCGAUGCCUGCCACAGUGCAUUUGUUGAAGGAAGUGCGAAAGCUGGCGGGCUACAGCGUGAAGAGCAGCACCGAGGCAAAUGCUGGGUGGCUGAAGUUCUGGUGGCGCGCCAUGACAGACGUGGCGAAGCCGGGCGACACCACGGAGUUCAUUAACGCUUCGGCGGGGCAAGAGAGCGCACGCAUGGGAUUGAAAGCCAGCUACAGGCCCAAGGCUCAUCGCAUCUCCGUGCCGCUGGGCACUGCAACUGGGCGCGGAGUUUCGUUCGGUGUUUUGCGGCGCGGAUCAAGUUAG